This is a messenger RNA of Solanum verrucosum, 1782 nucleotides long. RefSeq lists its product as uncharacterized. NCBI's taxonomy places the organism in Eukaryota, Viridiplantae, Streptophyta, Magnoliopsida, Solanales, Solanaceae. Bases 1 to 1782 code for a protein of 593 amino acids. The record is from RefSeq and is a predicted model, not a curated record. The transcript has a single exon.
AUGACUGGUACUUCUGAAGAAACAGGAAUAGUGGAUGUGACUAUUAGAAAUGCUGAACUCGCUGAUCAGAGUGAGUUGAUCUCUCAGUUAAUGCAACGAAUUGCAGACAUGCAGGAAGAACUUCAACAGACCAAAGAUCUGGCCAAACUGGCCAUUGCAUCGAAUGAACCCCCCCUUGAAACAAGAAGACCGCCUCCUCCUUUUCCAUCACUAAGUUCCCCAUUACCCAACCAUUUCCCUACCCAUACCACAGGACCAAUCACUUCCACCCCUAAUCCUCAUACCAUUGAUUUAACUGUAUCCAAUGCUCCUUACGCCAGCACUUCCUACCAAACACCACCACCAUUACCAAAUCAGAACCAAACACUUAACACUAAUCACUCCCAAAACUUCACACCAACCUACCAAAUCCCACCCCCAGCUACUGAUAAUCCACGUGUUUUGCCUAGCCAGCCUGCAUACGCUUCCGUAACAUUCCAAACUCCACCAGCCUAUACAAUCCCUGAACCAUGUCCUAGCUUUCCCGUUCAACCGGAGCUGGAUCACUAUGAAGAAAUGGAGAAGGAGUGGAGGUUGAGAGAAGAAAAACGUGAACAAAAAAUGAAUAUCAUGAAGGAUGCCAUCUCCGAGGCGGUAAAAAGUGUCCAAUCUUCGAGGAAGAUAACAGGACUUGAGUAUGAGGACCUUUGCAUGCACCCUGACUUGGAAAUACCCGAAGGUUACAAAAUUCCAAAAUUUGAAACCUUCAAUGGUAUUGGGAACCCUAUGGCUCACCUACGAGCUUAUUGUGAUAAACUCGUGGGUAUCGGGAAAAAUGAUGCAUUGAUUAUGAGGUUGUUUAGUCGAAGCCUCAGCGGGGAGGCGUUAGAAUGGUUCACAUCUCAAGAACUCCGUCAGUGGUCUACAUGGGGGGCUCUGGCCAAAGAUUUCUUGGAGAGAUUCCAGUUUAAUGUCGAAGCUGUCCCUGACAGAUAUUAUUUGGAAAAAAUCAAGCAAAAGUCCACGGAGGACUAUCGUGAAUAUGCGUGCCGCUGGAGGAAAGAAGCUGCAAAGGUACAACCUGUGAUGACUGAAAACGAAAUAACCUCUGCUUUUAUUCGAGCUCAGGAGCCCGAGUAUUAUGAAAGGAUGUUGCCUAUGAUGGGACAAAAGUUUUCGGAGCUGAUCAGAAUGGGAGAAGCAAUAGAAGAUGGCCUCAAGUCUGGAAAGGUUACAAGUCUCACUGCCUUGCAGGCCGCCAACAAAUCCUCACCAUCCAUGGCAACAGGAUUCGCUAGGAAAAAGAAAGAGGACGUGUCUGCUGUAUCUUUUAGCCCGAGGCCAAGGCCGCAAAGGUAUUUUGGGUCUGGUUCUGCCAUUGGAAACUCCAACCGAUUCCCCACCUCAAAUAUUUACCCACCAUCUCCACAAGCUCCAAUCCCAAUCUACUAUGCACAACAGAACUACCAAGCACCACCGCCCAUCUACCAAAAUCAACCACUAACCUACCAAAAUACACUACCAAAUCACCAAGCCAAUUCACCAGUCUACCAAAAUCCCGGACAAAACAACCCAAAUGCCAACAAUCUACCCCGUCCUAACCUUGAAAGAAAGCCUCCCAGAGUUUUCACUCCUUUGGCAGAAACACGUACCCAACUCUUUGAGCGUCUAAGAGCGGCAGGAUUGAUCCAACCAGUAGACGCAAGGGCAAUUAAUCCCACAACAAAGUUCUUCCGAGCAGAUCAACGUUGUGCGUACCAUUCUGGAGGGGCAGGACAUAUACAGAAGGAUGUAUCAAUCUGA